This is a messenger RNA of Branchiostoma floridae (Florida lancelet), 3245 nucleotides long. Its product is annotated as junction-mediating and -regulatory protein-like. Gene Ontology annotation, molecular function: Arp2/3 complex binding. Lineage: Eukaryota; Metazoa; Chordata; Leptocardii; Amphioxiformes; Branchiostomatidae. Gene Ontology annotation, biological process: Arp2/3 complex-mediated actin nucleation. The record is from RefSeq and is a predicted model, not a curated record. Gene Ontology annotation, cellular component: cytoplasm.
UGAGUGGAUGUUUAGUGUUUUUAGCGCUAUAUUUUUCAUCCAAUUCAGUCAGGCAGGUUUGGUGACAGAUAGAACAGCUACAACCUUAAGACUCUGACUCACAGGGUAAAUCCCACAGAGUUCACUUGGACAAAUGUUUUCGGAAUACUAAACUGAUUUCAAAUGUCCAUAACGUACAGCAUGGAGCAGCCAGACAGUCUGGAAGGCUGGAUAGCGAUCAAGGAGACUCCGUUCGAGGAUCCAGACGCCAGGACUCGUCUUAAGUUUCUAGUAGGCUGGAACAACGCUGAGAACAAACUCGCCAUAACUUGCCACAACGUCGCCAAGUGCAAGAAGCGCAGCGCAGACGACGAUAGAAGCUGGGCGGGGAUGUUUUCCUUCCGAGACAUCCGCCAUGCUCACCAGCAGAUGUCUCUGGUUUAUCCUCAACUGGAUCCGUACCUACCUGUGAUGCCUGAAGAGAUGUCAACACUGUGGGGUUACCUUAACUACUAUAUGGGGACGUAUAAUGAUGACACUGACGUGUCCGAGACGGUUGUUAGUGAUGUAGAAACGUACCUAAAGGUUGCUCUAGACGUUUGUGGUAAGAAGCUUGUUGUGGACACGUUGUUUAUGGAAGACUCAAGCACAGAUGCCUACUUCGAAAACUUGAACGACUUGAAGAGAAGAGGUUACGAGGAUGCUGUGAGUCGGGCUGCAGAUCAUCUUAAAGAGGUGUUAUCCCUACGAGCUGGCUCUAUCAACAUGCUGGACAUGUUAGGUGUAUAUGAGCUGGAGGACACAGCUGUUGAGGACCUGCUGAUGGCUACAGUAGAACACUUUCACUACAACCUGCAGCCUUUCCUGGAUGUCAGGGAGGUAGCUUACAUCAAGAGACAAGAGUUACAAGAUCUGGUGCAGGAUCCGGACAUCGGGGAAGGUCGCCGGACACAGUACGUUAAGGAGUACAAUGAAUGGCAGUCACAGUAUGAGACGGCCACGGAAGCCAUUCUACAACUCCAGAUCAAAUACUUCAGUGAAUGUGUGGACAUUUCAACUGGGAUGAAGGAGAGAAUGCUGGCAGACAAGCAGAAGUUUGGAAAGGCCACCUGGGACCUGCACGGCUCAAGCAGACUGAACAGGAUAGAGGAGAGAGUGUCUGGGGACACUUUACAGAUGCUCAGGGCAAAGGAGAAACACUUCCAGACACAGAGGAGAAAAAUCAAGCAAGAGAUGGCUUUCCUUGAUGAGGGGACAAACCUUAAGGUUGAGCUGGAGAAGCUGGAACAGAAAUAUUACAGCAUUCAGAUCAAGUUGUAUGAUGUGCAGUUAAAGAUCAUGGAGGAAGAAGAAGUCCUGUGUAAGAAGCAGCUGGGGGUCAUCCAGAAAGAACUGCAAGAUGAAGAAGACACUGUGAUGUUUUAUGAUGCCUAUGAAACCCCAGAGGACCUGGAGGAUGUUGACAUGCCACAGUACAACAGCCGAGCUGACCCCCGGGUCACACAGCUCAAAAUGAGCCUCAACAAAAUCUUCAGGAAAAGAGCAUUCAUCAGAAAUAAUAAGAAAAUGCUUGUUAGACAGAAGCAAGAUGAAGAAGAUGCAAAGAGGCAGCAGCAAGAUGAAGUCACCAGGCACCAUGCCAUACAAAUGAGACGUGAGCAGCAGAAACAAGAAGAAGAGAGCAGGAAGGACUGGAGGGACAGUGAGAGACAGAAAGCUCUGGAUAGACUGAAGAAUUACAAGAAGAAGUACCCAUCCCCUGUAACCAUCAAGCCACCCCGGUACCAGGCACCCAGGCAGAGGAAGCGCACGGGCAGCCAACCCAAGGAGACUGUACAAAGCACUCGCAAGAAAAGCCCCAGCUCCAAGAGUGGGCUUGCAAAUGUUGCAGCCUCCAAAUCAAGCAACAAAUCAUCAGAUGGGUCCUCCAUGGUUACUCCUCCUGCUCCCCCUCCCCCCCCAAGAUAUCCGCCCCCCGGUUGCACCUUACCCCCACCCCCUCCACCACCUCCUCCCCCUGGCCCUACCUUAUCAUUGCCCCCACCCCCUCCUCCUCUUCCCCUCCUGGUUUCCAAACUCCACUUGCAGGGUAAUGGCCACCCCCCAAAACCAAGACCCAGGAAAAGCAGUGACAAGACAAAGCAAGAACAGCAAACUCUGGGGUCUAUCGACCCCAAGGAUAUUGUUGCUGCAAGGCAACACUUAAAGAAGCCUCCUGAAGAAACAAGAUCUGGAAAUAUACAGGGUGGAGGCGACCCCAUGACUAACAUUCUGGCCCAACUGAAACUUGGCAUCAAGCUGAAGCCUGUGAAGCAGUCCGAGGAGUCAGCCCCCCACCCGAACGUCACAUCCCUGUCUGACAACAACGCCAGGCUGCUGAUGGAAACUUUAGACAGGAUCAAACAGAGAACAGAAACCCUUUCUGAUGACGAGGAUGGAAAUGAUGACAUGGAUGAAUGGGAGACCAAUAAUUGACAAACUUUCUUACCACAAAUGAAGGAAAGGAUGAAUGAAUGGAUGAAUAAAUGAAUGGUUAAAUGGAUGAAUGAAUGAAUGAAUGAAUGGUUAAAUGAAAGAAUAAACAAACUAUUGGGGAUGUUGAAGAGUAAUUCAGUUGUUGUAAGUAAAACUUCAUGAUUGUAUAGAUCAUACCCAAGAAGAAAUUGACAUGGUUUUAUCAAUGAUCAGAACAGGAAGUAGCAUAUUGUUUGAAUUUGAAUUUUGAUAUCGUGUUACCAAGUUUAACAUGGUGUCAUUUAUUUAGCGAAAGUAUUCUACUGCAUUAUAUAGUUGACUUGAAGACUAUAUGAUGCAUAUUUGUGAAUAGUACAUUUAUAUUAUGUGACAAAAGAACUGUUGUAAGAAAACUAAGAAAGUUGAAAAUCCUUUGUUAAUGUGGAUUACUUUAUAAAUUGUGUGACAUUUGAAAAUUGUGGGGAAAAAUUGUCAGAAAAAAAACAAAUAUUCACUUUAGGAGUUAGAGUUGGAUUUUGGAAUCAUACGUUUUUUUUUGUUGCAAGAGAAAUUUUGUUCUGAUAAUGUGAUAGGCACAGAAUGAAAUAGUGUAUUUUUGCAGUUAUUUGGACAGCGCUCUGGUUAAAGGUAACCUUUGCUAUUGACCAAUUAGCAAGUUAGUUAACAAUGACAAAAAAUAAUAAGCUGUAAAUUGCUGAAAAUCAGGUAACCUGAUUAUAUUGUCACAUCAACCUGGCUUCAGAUGUCAAUUUAGAUAUUUGCAGCCUCUAAACAUGGUAUUUCACAACACA